UACAGCCGGAGCUGGGCGGCGGCGGCGGCGGCGGCGGUAUCGGCGGUAGUGGCGGCGGCUGCGGGUGUUGUCCUAGGAGUGUCGCGGAGCCAUACGCGGCGGCGCAAUGGAGGGACUGGAAGAAAAUGGAAGUGUGCAAGUUGGAGAAUUGUUACCUUGCAAGAUUUGUGGAAGAACAUUUUUUCCAGUGGCAUUAAAAAAACAUGGACCUAUUUGCCAGAAAACUGCCACUAAAAAGCGGAAGACUUUUGAUUCAAGCAGACAAAGAGCUGAAGGAACUGAUAUUCCAACAGUAAAACCUCUCAAACCUAGGCCUGAACCACCAAAGAAGCCAUCUAAUUGGAGAAGAAAACAUGAAGAGUUCAUUGCCACCAUAAGAGCAGCUAAAGGCCUUGAUCAGGCGCUUAAAGAGGGUGGCAAGCUCCCUCCCCCUCCUCCACCUUCUUAUGAUCCUGAUUAUAUUCAGUGUCCAUAUUGCCAGAGGAGAUUUAAUGAAAAUGCAGCUGAUAGACAUAUAAAUUUCUGUAAAGAACAAGCAGCACGUAUUAGUAAUAAAGGCAAAUUUUCUACUGAUACCAAAGGAAAACCAACUUCUAAGACACAGUAUAAGCCGCCUGCACUUAAAAAGUCAAAUUCUCCUGGAACCACCUCAUCAGGAUCUUCACGAUUACCACAACCAAGUGGAACUAGCAAAACUGUUGUAGGUGUUCCUUCAGGUAAAAUGUCUUCAGGUAGCAGCUCUUUGGGAAACAAACUUCAGACCUUGUCUCCCUCCCAUAAAGGGAUACCAGCUCCUCAUGUAGGUAAGAUGGACAAGUUAGGCCCUCCACUUCGAACUGGAAGACAUAUGCAAAGGUGGUAUGACAGUGAUACAAAAUCAGACAGUGCCAUCAAAAGACAUGAGUUAUUACCCAUUUACAAAGCUAAUAUCAAACCUCGAAAUACCACACCACCUAGUUUGGCUCGAAAUCCUGCCUCAGUUGGGCUCACAAGUAAAAGAAAAACAUAUACUGAGAGCUACAUGGCCAGGCCAGAUGGAGACUAUAUAUCGUCACUUAAUGGCGGAAAUGUUAAAGGCAUUGAAGGAAACUCAACAGGACACUUACCAAAAUUCUGCCAUGAGUGUGGGACUAAAUACCCCGUAGAAUGGGCAAAGUUCUGUUGUGAAUGUGGUGUUCGCAGAAUGGUUCUGUGAACAGAAUCCAAGAAGAAAAAAGAGCUAAGUCCAGAAUCUUAUGACUAUUACUGCUUGGACAUCUAGAGCACUUCCGCUAGUGAUUUCAUGCUAAAAUCAUUCAAAAUACUUGUUUUCAACAGUUUUUGAAUCCUUUGUGUAAUGUGUUAUGUGUGUGUAUAUUUGUGUGUACAUAUACUGUAUAUAAUAAAUACCUGAUAACCUAAACGGUGCCAUUCAAGGAAAUACUCACUGAUUAGUUAGAAAAUAAUUUCAAGUGGAAUUACCAACUUAGGUAUUUUCUGUUAUUGUUAAGCGUAUUAAGUGUAAUACCUCCUCAAACUCUCAGACACUAGUGGUUAGCCCUUUAAGCUUUAGUAUGGUCAUUACUUUGAGCAGAAAAUCGUAAUAAACAUUUUUAUUAUUGGUGCCUGGUUCCAGACAGUAUCAUUGAAGGACAGGAUGCUUGGAAUUUUAGAACUGAAGAGAAUAUUUUUAGUUACCGUUAUAUGAGGUCAUUUCUUGUAUGGAAUUCUUUAACAAUUAAUUUUAUAAAUAUGUUUUAAAAGAGAAAAAAAAAACGGGAGUCUGUGUUACCCUUUUACUCAGUGUGCUAUUAAUUAUAUAAUUUCGAGACCUUUACUCAUUCUUUAAAAUGUAAUUAUGCAGAUUCUCUUUCAGAGACACAGGGCUGAAAAUACAAAUGUAUUUUAUUCUAGUUACAGUGGAAUAAUUUUUUUAGGACUCAGUGUGUAUUAGUUAAAUAUAUAUUCCUGAUCCUUUUAUUUUUUUUUGGCUGCAACCACAGGAUGUGGAAGUUCUCAGACCAGGGGUUGAACGCCACAUUGCAUUUGAAGUCUGUGCCGAAGCUGCAGCAACGCCAGAUCCUUAACCUCUUGUGCCACAGGGAACUUCCUCUUUCUAAUUGUCUUCAAAUUUCACUUUUUCUCUUUCUCUUCCCUAACCUCACAUCUGAAGAGUAGUUUUAAUCUGAUUUUUAAUUUCAUUUUUUCAACUUUUCAAAUUUAAUUAAUAGAAGAUUCACAAAAUUCCUUGUAAAAUCUUGUAUUUAUUUCUCUGUAUUUGAAUUUAGAAUCAGCCAUGUCAACGGGCUUUAAAACCAUCUCAUCUAAUAAUAAUUUCAGUAUUUAAUCAUUAAUGCAGGUUAUGCAGGCAAAAAAUAUUUGAAUUUUAGUCACUUAAAGUAUAGUUAGAGGUAGUUAUGAGUAAGAUAAGAGAAUAAUUUUUCCUACUCAUAUUUUUAGUGUUUAAUGCUGAAACACCAUUCACAUCACACUAAAAAACAACUGAAAAUGCAUUGCUUUAAUGGAUAGCUGAUUUAUUAUGCAAUUAAACAUUGGCAAAAGUGUAAUUAUACUUUAUCUUUAAUUUGGACUAAAAUAAGUUUUUAAUCAUUGUCCCUUUCAGUGUAACAUAGUAUUUAGUAGUAGAUACCUUUGCUUGUGUAGCCAUAUUCAGUAAUACAGUAGUAAUUUUGUUGAAUCAAGCCUAACAGAGCCUUGAUCUUAUUGUAAAGGUGCAUUCAAAUCUUUUAUAGGCAGUGUCUAGCUUCUUAUUUAUGAUUCUGAUCAACUGUAAGGAUUAGUGUAGAAACAUGUGGCUUAUAACUUUCUCUGAAAUAUAUUUAUACCUAUAACUUUAUUCUUUUUUUUUUUUUUUUCAUUUGGGCAGGGGCUGCUUUAGACCUAAUGGGAAUUGUUGUUAUACUUUCUUGACUUUCUAUUAAUUUUUAUUCUGGUUAUCCAUAUUCACUUAUUUGAAGGAAGGGUCCAUCUUCUAGAAUAAACUGUAAUAAAUUUAGGGGAGUUACACACAUAUUAGAAUUUCAUUUCACUAGUUUAUGUUCUUCUGUUCUAUUAUAAAUCCUAUGAAGAACUUUAAACUCUUGUUUUAUCUAGAAUCGAGCACUAUUUUCUUUCAGAUGUGUUUUAAAGAUCACAAUUUUUUGUCUGCCCAACAAAGGGUUAGGUAAAUGAACUUAAAGUGGCACAUGUGUGUUUCUGACUAAAUUUUACUAUAGCAAGUAAAUGUUUAAUGUGCUAACUACAUGGAAGUGAGUUGAUAAGAAAUCAUUUGAUUCCAGAACCCAGAGAUUAUUAUAAACAGUAGGUGAAAUCUAUUUAUGAAUUAUGAAAUGUGUCAAUGCAAUGUAUUUUAAAUGCAUUUUUAUAUUAUUUGGGUAUAUUAUUCUCAUGAUUUGUUGUGCAAUAGUUGUUUUUAAGAAAUUUUCCUAUGCAUCAUUUAUUUUAUUUUUAUUUAUUUUCACAAGUAUUUUCCAGUGUGGUAGAAUAAAAAGAUGAUUGUAAACUUAAAUUGAAAAUGUAAAAAUUGCUUAUAUAUUACUCUGAAAGUUAUUAGCUUGAAAAAGUAAGAUUAUUCUGGCUGCUGUUGUCUCUUGUUCACUUUUUUUUUUUAAAUAACAAAUAAUGUCAUCGUUUUUGAAACUAUUCAAUAAACACAUGAAGCAAGGAA
Molecule: messenger RNA, 3667 nt
Organism: Phacochoerus africanus (Common warthog)
Lineage: Eukaryota; Metazoa; Chordata; Mammalia; Artiodactyla; Suidae
Gene: ZC2HC1A
Product: zinc finger C2HC-type containing 1A
Exons: 10
Coding region: 107-1195 (362 amino acids)
Source: RefSeq, a predicted model, not a curated record